Molecule: messenger RNA, 3462 nt
Organism: Lytechinus variegatus (green sea urchin)
Lineage: Eukaryota; Metazoa; Echinodermata; Echinoidea; Temnopleuroida; Toxopneustidae
Product: NXPE family member 3-like
Exons: 7
Coding region: 481-2265 (594 amino acids)
Source: RefSeq, a predicted model, not a curated record
AGUACACCGACGUCUAGAAUCUAGACUAUUAGAUGCAAUUAACAGUAAUGUCAUGUUCAAUAUUGCUUCAUGUUUUAUGAUCGAUCGAUUAUUCUGAAGCAUCAAUCCCCUCUGAUGUGAACGCAGGUGUCUUGCGUCUGGUUAAUGAUUGAUUACUGAGUACACAAUGUAUACUAGACAAUGUAAAUACUGGAAGGUUAAAGGUAAGACUACAACCUAUGCUUCUGCCUCCGGUUUUAACACAAGGAAGCCUCCACGAUCAAAAAGCUAUUCUUAAUUCUUAAAUACAGACCUCCGUGAAAAGUGAUUUCAUGUGCCAUUUAUGUUGGUUUAUAUGGAGUAUACGGAUUACCAUUCUUUUAUAUCUGCAUGCGGUAAAAGAUGACGUCAGUUUCGAGUAGGAAAGCCUAUUGAUCAUAAUCACAUCGGUGUGCGAAAUCUCUCCCGAUCUUUGUACUAUACAUCGAGGUCGUACCAGGAAUGUUAAACGAAGUAAUGGUUCGUGUUCGGUCGUAUCGGAUAGUUGCUUGGGCAGUCGGCGUGGUCGUUGUCGUCGUCAUAUUGAUGUGGUCGAGAGGUGAUAAUGAUACCACCAAGGUACUCCAGCCAGGGAAAGAUAACCUCGAUGUCGUCAAGGAAAUGCAUGAUGUAACAAAACCCAUUCCUUUGUCAUCUCAAAACAAAGAAGAUCUCAUCCGCCUUAUGAACACGACCUUGCGGUUUUGCCGGAUCGAACCGACAUCAGAAGUGAAACAAAGACUUCCUCGGAUAAAACCGUUCGACUGGACUCUCGAGUCGGAUAUCACCAGUCGGGUAAAUUCGACGUUUGAAGUCAUAGAUAAACAGAAAUUAUAUCACGUUUGUGAUCGUAUUCGGGUCAAGAUAACCGCAAGGAAUGGGCGGAACGAACAAAAGAAAUAUGGCGGGGACUACUUCCGGGCACGGAUCAUCACCAACGAUCAUAAAGGAAAUACGAAGUCUUCGAUGUCCGAUGGCGAGAUCGACGACCACGGUGAUGGAACGUACACGGCAACGUUCACUUUAAAGUGGCCCGGAGAGAUGGUGAUACGAAUCUACCUGGUGCACCCAAGCGAAGCAGUGUCAGUUCUCCAAAAGCAAAGCCAGUCUCAGCGAGCUAGAUAUUCCUACAAAGGAAUAUUCUGCUCAGACAAAGGGGUGGUCCAAGAAGAAAGGGAAUGUAAUGUCUUUCUGUCUCAAGCGACCAAACAUAUAUGCAAAUUCACUGACCGCCGGACGCGACUCUCUUGGUACUGCCACCAUCCCACAAUAGAGGGCCUGAAUUGCUCGCAUUGGUGUCGAUACAGAAGCGACUCUCGCUCAGCGAAUAUACAUAUGAUGACGUCAUUGACGGAAAGAGAGAAAAAAGUAUUACAGAUGUAUUCGGAGAAUACGUUGAAUCAGCUUCAUUCAGUGGACUAUACAAUCCAAGUGAAACCCGAUCGACAGCAUAGGAGGCAUUUCUUACCUCCGUGCAAACCUGGUGUCCAUGGCAACAGCUCGGCCUUCUCGGGAUAUUACGCACACGAUGACUGGAGAUCGCCAUACUGCAAUGUAAUGCGUUUUUCCUCGUCUCGCGGCGCCACUGUCGAAUGUUUGCGCGAGAAAACCCUCUUCUUCCUUGGGGAUACGACUGUGAAACAUCUUUUCAAUUACUUCCUGGUUCGCCUGGAAGGAAACUUUGAGAUCUUCAACGACCGGAAGUUAUUCUUCACGGGGAAGAAUUCUCCGAUUCUAGCCGUGGACAAGAAACAUCAGACCAACCUCAUAUUCCGCGCGCACGGGUACCCCAUCGCCGACGAUUCCGUAUAUGACACCCAGAAUAUCCAAUAUCUUGCGAACACCAUCGACGACAUGCAAGCCGGGGACGAGAGCGCCGUCAUCAUAUCGAUGUGGAGAUAUUUCACUCCGCACAACGUUUCGUUUUACGAAGAACGUAUCAAAACCGUAGUGGGAGCGGUAAAGAGAUUGCACGAGCGUAGCCCGAGAACGCUUGUGGUUUUUAACAGUCCUAAUACAGGAAACAUGGACACUUUGGAGAGUAUUGUGUACAGUAGUGACUGGUACGUUAGAUACCUUAAUGAGGUCUUAAGACGGGUACUGUCUGGGUACGAUCGCGUUGGGUUCCUUGAUUCGUGGGACAUGACGAACGCACAGCUCUUUCCACACCGGACCCAUCCGGUCGGGAUGCAUUCGCAGAAUCUAGCGGAUCAUCUUUUGUCAUAUAUAUGUCCAUCUAGCAAGUGAAGAAAGGACUUCAAGUUUGAGUAAUGACCGAGUUUCGAAUUUUCGAAUUUAAUUGCAGACCAUCGGCGUCCGGAACUGAUUGAUAAAGUGAAAUAUGUCAGAAAUGGAAUACAUUGGCUGAAUACCAAAGACAGAUGUUUUUUUUAAUAUAAUGUAGUAUUCCAAUACCAUUAUUCAUCAAAUACUGCUAUUGCGCCAAUGUCUUCGGUCUCAUUAAUACAUCACUGGAAACACCCCUUUCUAAACUUCAUUAAUUUUGCCAUAUUACCAAUACUCCAAUAUUGACAUAUUCUAAUUUGUAACCACUGUAUUGCAUUUGACAUGGCAGCAUGCUUCAUCGCAUGUGUUUGCAUUUAUCAAAUCAUAAUACUGUUACAUCAAACAGAAGUCAAACUUGAAAAUAUAACAUAAAAUUUCAAUUCGUUGUAUAAAAUAUCUUUACACUAUAAGACAAAUGCAGUGCUGUUAUGUUAUCAUUUAAGAAUACUACAUUUUGCGUAUCUAUCUCUCUGUAUUCAUCUUUCUAUCGACAACCCUCACAAUUAGUACCGUCCUAGUAAACAUCACAUCUGUGUUAAAAAUGAUAAAUUUGUAUCAUUUAAAAGUGAAUGGAUAAAUAUUACUUUGAUGUAGUUUUGUUAUUUUGAUUAUACUGUAAUUAAAUCAUACAUUUUUUGUGUUAUUUAUGUUAUGUAUAAUACUUUGUUAUGUUUUAUAAUAUGGUCAAAAAAUAUUUCGAAAUAAAUAUAUGAUACAGAAAAAAAAAUCACAAUCUCAUAUCUGCCAUUCUUAUUCUUAUCCCUUGCAUCUUUCAAUUUAUUUUUCUUGACAUUCUCUCGUACUUCUUCUGUCACUUUCGUCUCCUCUUCCUCUUUGUAACAAAGCUCUGUUCCUUUAUUUGGUAGAACAACCAAUUCCACCCAGACUAGUUCUCCCUUCAUCUCCCUCUUUCCCUCUCCCUCUCCUUUUCUCAAACCCAUUUUCCUUCUCUUUCUCUCCUCUCUUCAACAAUUGGUUCCCUCGUCUAUCUCUAUUUUUUCUCUUCUCACUGUGUUCGCGAACAUCCCCCUUCUCCCCUUUUCUCCUCUCUUCAACCAUUGGUUUCCUAUUUUCUGUCUCUGACAAUUUUUCUUUCUUCCUUCUGCAUUAUUUGCAAACAACUCCCCCCUUUCCUCUCAACAAUUGGUUCCCUCGUCU